Messenger RNA from Mangifera indica (mango), 2126 nucleotides. RefSeq names its product tRNA (guanine(37)-N1)-methyltransferase 1. Gene Ontology annotation, cellular component: cytoplasm. The coding region runs from base 176 to 1936 and encodes 586 amino acids. The record is from RefSeq and is a predicted model, not a curated record. The transcript is spliced from 9 exons. Gene Ontology annotation, biological process: tRNA N1-guanine methylation. NCBI's taxonomy places the organism in Eukaryota, Viridiplantae, Streptophyta, Magnoliopsida, Sapindales, Anacardiaceae.
AUUGCUCUAAUAACCAAAUGGAAAAGGAAUUUAAGCCGUAGGGGUGGUCAAUCCAAGAGAUGUACUGGUGCUGUAUUACAGUACCACGCCCGGUACCAAUACAGUGGGAAUUAUCUUUCUCACUGCUUCACUGAAUCUUAAACCCCGUCAAAACCCCCUUAUCCAUAACCCGAAAAUGGCCACAACCAAACUCUUCGUGAGACCAAACCCUCUCCCUUCCUCGAUCUUCUCUUCUUCAUCAAUUCACCUCCUCUUCGCCAAACCAAAAUUUGCUAUCACUUUCUCUCUAUUCUCCGCCCUAUCUAACGCCGCCGCUGCCCCUGCCCCCGUCGCCAUCACGAACCACCCCCUCCCUUACGGUCCUUCCCUUCUCAAAGGCAAAACUACAGAAAUCCCCAAACAACUGCAAGAUGAAGCUAAUCCUGUCUUCGAUGAAUCCCAAUUCACUAGAAUUUUCGACAUUGCUGCCCUCCGUGUCCCUGCCAAAGACUGUUUUGCCCUCGAGUCCCGCCUCCGUGGUCACCUCCUGAACUGGCCACGUGUCCGCAACAUUGCUCGCGUGCCUGGCGAUGAUGUGGAUACUCAAUUUAUCACUCUGUUACAAGAUAAUAGUAAAAAUGAGAUUGAUGAAGAAUGUUUAGAUCCUGUAAAUUCUGUUUUGUAUAGGGAUAAGUUAGUUAAGAGCUUUAACGUUCGCGGUUUUGUUAAGUUUCGGAAUUUAGCUAAGAUUUCACGGCCGAAAAGGAGGAAGAAGAAGGAAAAGAAGGGAGAGGCAGAAGAGAAGGGAAAUGGGAGGAAAGAGGAGAUUUAUGUGGUGAAGGUUGUUGAAGAAGAAAGUGAAGAAAUGAAGGGAUUGUUAGGGGAGGAUUUUAGAGGUGGAGAGAAAUGGAAAGGAGCAACAAGAUUGCUGCUUUUAGAUGAAGAUUUGGCGGAUAAAGACGUGGAGGAAUUUCCUGAAGCAAUCAAGGUUGUAUUUGAAGGAGAUAAGAGGGAAAAUGGGGUACCAGCUUUAGAGCUUGUGAGAUGCAGGCUCACAUUGUAUUAUGAUUACUGGCUAAUGGAUGAGGUAUUGGAGGCCUUAUUACCGGAGGGUGUGAUUGUCCCGUCAUCUUUUGAAACAGUUGGGCAUAUUGCACACCUGAACCUUAGAGAUGAGCAUUUACCUUACAAAAAUCUUAUAGCAAAGGUAGUUUUGGAUAAAAACAAGCCAAAAAUAAAAACAGUUGUCAAUAAAACUGAUGCCAUCCAUAAUGACUACAGAACCAUGCAACUUGAGGUUCUAGCUGGAAAUCAUUCCCUUGUGACUGUUGCAGUUGAGAAUGGACUGCGAUUUAACGUUGACUUAGCUACAGUAUAUUGGAAUUCAAAGCUUGCAACUGAAAGGCAAAGGCUUCUGAAUGGUUUCAAUCACAAAGAUGUGGUUUGUGAUGUAUUUGCUGGUGUUGGCCCAAUUGCUAUAUCUGCAGCAAGGAUAGUGAAACGUGUAUAUGCUAAUGAUUUGAAUCCUUAUGCAGUCGAUUACCUGGAAAGAAAUAGUGUCCUCAAUAAACUAGAGAGAAAGAUUCAGGUCUAUAACAUGGAUGGCAGGAGGUUCAUUGAUGCUAUGUUUGCCAGUGACAAAGCUCAGUCCAUAACACAAGUGGUUAUGAAUUUACCAAAUGAUGCAGCAGAAUUUUUAGAUGUUUUUAGAGGAAUAUACAGAGAUAGACGCAAGGACUCAAAAUUCACAUUCCCAAUGAUCCAUGUUUAUGGAUUCUCUAAAGCUCGAGACCCUGAAUUUGACUUUCAUGAGCGCAUAAGAAUUGCUUUAUCAGAGGUUGCUGUUAAUGUAGAAAUGCGAAGAGUAAGGCAUGUUGCCCCAGGAAAAUGGAUGUUAUGUGCAUCAUUUGUUCUACCAGAGAGUGUUGCAUUUGCAAAAAGUUCAUUAAAUAUGUAAGUAGAUCACAUUAAAAACUACAAUGCUGUACCAUAAUAAUCAAUUUUUGUGUGCCUCAUAGUUCUAUUUCUUGUCCCUCUAGCUACUUAGCCAACUAUUUUUUAUUGUUCAAUUGUUAUACUGCAAUGUGGAGUAACCAAAACUGUAUAUGAGGUGAAAUUCUUCAGGAAGGUGACCGAAACUUUUUACA